CAGCCUUAGAUUUGAUUAUUAAACCAAGGUGUUAUAUAUACAUUGACAACAUGGCAGGCUUGCUUAAAUCAAUAACUGAUGAUAAAGCAUUGGAAAAUAACAUGGAGUUAUUGCAGCAGAUUGCACUGAGAGCGUCACUCCAGGAUGAAGGCCAUUCAAUUUAUCGCAUGAUCGCAACUGCACGGAUUGGAAACGAAUUGUAUCAACGAGUUACUGGUAAACGUAAGAUUAUGGAAUACAAAAAACAAUGUAUAGCUAACAUCACAGCGUUUAUACAAAACAACCCAAAAGCUUCAAACAACGUUCUAAAACAAGAAGUUGAGAAUCAGAUAGCCAUAUUUGCUGUUAAUGUUUCUACCAUUUCAGUUUUAGGUUGAAAUAUAUGGUUUUGUAAUUCUUAAUGAUGGAAAUUAACCUUUUACCGAAAUAUGCAUUACAACUAUUGAAUAAAGGGCUUUGUGUAUAUUGUUAUUGCAUGGUGAACUUGAAAUACAUAUAGUAACAUUAAGAUAUAGAUAUUCAGUUUUUAUAACUUUGGUAUAGGGCAUACUAUCGAUAUGUUAUAUAAAUUUACUUUUAAUUUAACAAACAUUUAACAGAUUGCAUUUAUACAUGUUUUAUAGCCUUCUCUAUUUUACAUUUAUACUAAUAAACAUUUAUACAAAUAUUAUAUGCUAUAUUAUACAUCAUACAUAUUAAUAAAACUGCACUAUGUUAUGAAAAAAAAAUCUGGAUUUUAUCAUCCAUUUUACACAUGUCAGCGAAAAAUCAUGUAAUAAAGAUUUGUUUAUAACAUAUGUUGCUCUUUACAUCAAGACCCCCCCCCCCCAUUAUUAGAUACUAUGUUUUACUUUUAACACUGCUUGUUGUUGUGAAAUACAUUAUUUAACAUUGGCACUGUUUUUGGGGUAUAUACAUUCUA
Ciona intestinalis (vase tunicate) is the source of this 922-nucleotide messenger RNA. RefSeq lists its product as uncharacterized. NCBI's taxonomy places the organism in Eukaryota, Metazoa, Chordata, Ascidiacea, Phlebobranchia, Cionidae. The record is from RefSeq and is a predicted model, not a curated record.